Molecule: messenger RNA, 1890 nt
Organism: Cyphellophora europaea CBS 101466
Lineage: Eukaryota; Fungi; Ascomycota; Eurotiomycetes; Chaetothyriales; Cyphellophoraceae
Exons: 6
Coding region: 1-1890 (629 amino acids)
Biological process (GO): carbohydrate metabolic process
Molecular function (GO): beta-glucosidase activity
Source: RefSeq, a predicted model, not a curated record
AUGCUGUCACACAACGUCGCUAUUGAGUUCCUCUGGCUCUCAAGCCUCAUAGCACUGGCCUGGUCACAGACAGACUCGACGUCUGGUUCUUCGGCAUCAACUGCCACCAUUACUGGUACCGCCGCUGCCACCAACCUUGCCACCUCCUCCGAUGCGAGCUCAAGCUCAAAUACCGUCACGGGAGCUGCUCCAACUGGCUCAGAGACAGCUAGCACUACAAGCAGUAGUCCGUUCAGCACUAGCAUUGGAUUUUCGCUUGACGAUUUCUGGAAUAUAUGGGUAGGCCCGGUGGAAGUAUACUCUGUCAAUACUACCGUUGAAGCAACCCCAGUUCCGUCGGCAGAGCUCAUACCACCGCCACCCCUCAACUACCCCAGCUUUCCAACGGGGGCGGUCAAUCCGGCUUUCAGCAAGAACGAGAGUUGGAGCUUUCCCAGUGACUUCUGGUGGGGCGUGGCGAGUGCAGCGUACCAAGUUGAAGGAGCCGCCAAGGACGAGGGACGAGGCCCGACUAUUUGGGAUGUCUUCACACAUCGAGUGAAAGGGUAUACAUUGCUGAACCAAACCGGCGACAUCGCCAACAAUCAGUACUACUACUACAAACAGGACAUCGCAAGAAUCGCGGCUCUUGGUGUCAAGGUCUACUCGUUUUCCAUCGCCUGGUCACGCAUUUUUCCUUUUGGCCGCGGCGAGGUGAACGAGCAAGGUCUUGCUCACUACGAUGAUGUUAUCAACACCUGUCUCGAAUAUGGGAUCCAGCCCAUGGUGACUCUAUACCAUUGGGAUCUUCCACUUUACCUGCAGAACCUCUAUGGCGGCUGGUUGAGCGAGGACAUUGUGGAAGAUUUCGCCGCUUACUCACAGGUUAUUUUCGACCGCUACCACGACCGUGUGUCUCACUUUUUCACCUUCAACGAGCCCAUUGUGUUCUGCAACACAUAUCCCCAGCCGGUCGGGUACUUUCUCCCUACAGACAUCCCGCCCAAGCAGCAACCUUUCUACUGCGGGCAGUCGGUGCUCCUUGCACAUGCUCGCGCUUAUGAAAUCGCCAAGUCCAUCAACGACUCUCUCGUGGUCGCAGUCAAGCACAACGGUGGUUACAAGAUCCCAUUGACGAACUCCUCUGAGGAUGCCGUUGCCGUGCAGCGAGCAUGGGACUUCAACGAAGGGUGGUUUUCCAAUCCACUUUUCAUUGACGGCGAUUAUCCACGCUAUCUCAAGGAAUACACGUCUACCUUCCUCCGACCCUUCAACGACAGCGAGAAAGCCCGCAUUGUGAACAGCUCCGACAUUUACGCACACGAUGCCUACACCAGCCAGUUCUACAUGGCGCCCGACAACGGCACCGACGCUUGUACCAGCAACGACAGCCACCCUCUCUUUCCCGCGUGCGUGAACUCAACCUACAGCUAUCCCGCGGAAGACGGUGGCUGGAAUAUCGGCUACGCCGCCGACCCCCUGGCCCCCUGGCUACACAGCGCCGCCGACUGGCUCCCCGCCUUCCUGCGCUACAUCCAAGACACGUGGCACCCCUCCGGCGGCAUCGCCAUCACCGAGUUCGGCUUCGCCGAGCCCUUUGAGGCGCAAAAGACCAUCCUCGCCGACAUCCGGACCGAUCUGGGCCGCAGCCGGUACUACCGCGACUACCUGCAGGCAAUCCUCGUUGCGAUCAGUGAGGGCACCAACGUCGUGGGGUGUCUGGCCUGGAGCCUGGUCGACAAUCUGGAGUGGGCGCAGGGGUAUGCGGCGAAGUUUGGGAUGCAGUAUGUGAAUUUCACGACGCAGGAAAGGUACUACAAGGCGAGUUUCUUUGAGUUUGUGGAUGUCUUUGGGGUGUAUCAGGGACAAGGUGGGGGGCAGGGGCCUGGGAACGCUACGGUGAGGAUGUGA